CCCUCAAGUAUCUGGUUCCUCGAACCUCUCAAGUUGAAAUACCAAAAGUCUUGUCAGAUCAACAGCAAUCUGAAUCGUCUUCACCCAAAAAAAGAAAAACACUCCUGUUCACACAGCUUCUUACUUGUAAAAAAAAUUAG
Dentiscutata heterogama is the source of this 140-nucleotide messenger RNA. The record is from the annotation of a GenBank genome assembly. NCBI's taxonomy places the organism in Eukaryota, Fungi, Glomeromycota, Glomeromycetes, Diversisporales, Gigasporaceae.